ACCCCACCAUCUCGUGUCGCCCAUCAGCGUCUGAGCCUGCUAGCCAGUGUUCUUAGUCGCUCAGGUCUUCCACCCCCCGUCUUAGGUUAACGUUCUCCGGACACCCGUCUAACAAAGUAUAACACGAUGGCCGCAGAGCUCCAGAAGAAACACAGCGAGCUCGAGGGAACUCCGGACCCGUUCCCUUCUCUCGGUGAUCCCACCCCGGUCUCUUCCAGGCCUGCGGCACGUACAGGCAACAGGCAGGAGCUCGACACUGACUCUCACGACGCCUUCCCGACUCUCGCUCCCUCUGCCGCUACUGCGAACAAGCCUGCCGCCUCAGCUUGGGGCAGUGCUCCCGGUGGUGGUGGUGGACCUCGCAUCAAGCCCACCGUCGUCCAGCACCCUCAGGCGACCGAGUCCUUCACGCUUACCGCGAUCGACCUUUCCUCGGCUGGAAGGGAUGGCAAGCCGAUGACUCUGGGCGAUAUCAUGAAGCAGGUCAUGAACAAGUUCAAGGUCAAGAUCGAGGCGUCGACGAACCAGAGGACGAAGCAGACGACGUUCCAUCUCAAGGCGGACUCCAAGAAGGAGCUCGAGAAGGGAAAGAGGAACUUGGUCUCGCUUCUUAGCCCGGUCGUCUCUUUGGUUGUCAACGCUCCGGCUUCUACGAUUUCCACCAUCAUCGGUCCCAAAGGUGCUACGCUCAAGCAGAUCCGCGAUCAGACGAAUGUCAGAGUCGACAUCCCUCCCAAGGAGUCCCUCCAGAACGGACACGCGAACGGCCAUGCCAACCACACCGGCGACGACGAGGACGAAGAGCCGACCGUGCCCGUGACGAUCACCGGUCCUCAACCCCUCGCGUACGAAGCCCAAGGAUUCAUCAACCAGAUCAUUUCCUCGAAGACCUCUCGCACGACCCAACGCGUGCGCGACAUCCCGGCUUACAUCGUUCCCUUCGUGAAGGCCCGUCGUUCGGUAUUCGUCGAUGCCGCCCAGGGCGGUGACGUUGAACUCAAGCUCAACAGCGUCGACCGUGAAUUCCAGGUCUCUGGUGAUCGAGAGGCCGUCGUUCGCGUCAUGGAAGCCGUCCGCGGGACCGUCGAAGCGUUCUCUAACAACCUCACCUCGGUCAAGAUCACGCUUCCGAAGCGUCAGCACCGUCUGCUCGUCGGCAAGGCCGUCGACGAGAUCAUGGCCAACGGCAAAUGCUCCAUCAUUGUUCCCACACCCGAAGAAACGAGCGAGGAAGUCACCGUCUGGGGUAAACCUGAGGAUCUCGCUGCCGGACUCGGCGCCGUCAUGACCAAGGCGAACUCGCAGUACAUCCACGAGUUCCCGCUUCCCGGUCCUAUCGCGCUCUCCAGACAGCUCUUGACUUAUAUCAUUCGGACUGGGUACACGAAGACCCUCUCUGCGGCUCAUCCUGGCGUGUCGAUUUUCACACCGAACCCGGCUAUUGUGGAGAAGGCUUCAGUGUUGAAUAUUGAUAUCGUUGGGGAGAAACCGGUCGUGGAUGGGACCGUCCGUUUGGUUUCGGAGUUGAUGGGUAAAUUGAUCGGUGCGACCAAGGAGGUCAACAUCGACUGGUUGGUGCACAAGAUCCUUCAGAACAAGAACGCGAAGAAGAUCAAGGCGUUCCACGAGAACAACAACGUCUCGCUCUUCUUCCCACCGGAAUCGGAGGAACAGUCCAGUGUCCUCCUCGUCUACGAUCCUGCCUCGCCUUCUGCCUCGCUCUCUCCCGUCGAGAAGUCCAAGAACCUCGAGGACGUCGCGAAGGAGCUACUCAAGCUCGCUCGUGAUGCCGCGGACGUGAAGAGUCAGACGAUCACGGUCGAGAAGAAGUGGCAUGAGGCCGUCGUCGGCAAGAAUGGCACGACUCUCAAUGCUAUCAUCGGCGAGGAGAAGACCCUUUCGAUCAAGGUUGGCGCUGAGGUCGGCGGCGAGUCCGAGGAUGUCAUUCUUGUUCGUGGCCAGAGCAGCGAGGUCGACCGUGCUAUCAAGGAGAUUCUCCAGAUCGUCGAAGACGCGAAGAACGACCAUAUUCUUAGCGGACACUCUGUCGAGUUCGAGAUUGAUCGCGAGUUUGUGGGUCGUGUCGUCGGUGCCCAAGGCGCGGGUGUCAACAAGCUCCGCGACCAGCUCGGCGUCAAGAUCGACUUUUCGGACGAGAAUGACGAGAAGGAGAAAGACGGCGGGAAGAAGAAGAAGGCCGCUGCUCAUCAGAAGUCUAAGGUUCAGAUCGUCGGCCGUAAGGAGAACGUCGAGGAAGCGAAGAGACGUAUCCUAAGUCAGGUCGAGAGGCUGGCCGAUGAGACUUCUGAGGUUCUUAAAAUCCCGAACCAGUACCAUGCUGGCCUCAUCGGACAAAACGGCAAAUACGUUAUUCGGUUGGAAGAGAAGUACUCCGUCAAGAUCACUUUCCCUCGCGAGACUGCUGAGAAUGGUGAAGGCAGGACGAGGGAACACCUCAAGGCCGACGAGGUUCUCGUCAAGGGUGGCCGUAAGGGUGUUGCCGGUGCCAAGUCUGAGCUCAUGGAUGCCGUUGAAUUCGAGAAAGAAUCCAACAACAUCCUCAAGUUCACUGUCCCUGACCGCGCCAUCCCCCGCAUCCUCGGCAAGGGCGGAGCCACCAUCAACGAGAUCAAAGACGACACCGGUGCCCAGAUCGACCUGGACAAGACGCAAGAGGGCGGGCCCGUCGCACAGAUCACCUGUCGUGGGACGAAGAAGGCUAUCGCUGCUGCUAAGGCCGCGAUUCAGGCCAUCGCGGACCAGGUUGGUGAGGAGACGACGGUGGUGUUGAGUGUGGAGAGUAGGUUCCAUAGGACUUUGAUUGGUGCUGGUGGGCAGGGCUUGAGAGAUUUGAUCGUGAGGUGUGGAGGACCCGCGGAUCCGAAGGCUCAGGCUGGUUUGGUUCGCUUCCCGAGGCAAGGUGAAGAGCCGAACGACGAAGUCCGUCUUCGUGGUGACCCUAAGGUUGUCAACAAGCUCAAAGCCGAAAUCGAGAAGGUCGCCGGCCAGCUCCGUGACCGUGUCGUACUCGCCGUCGACAUCCCGGCCCCUCAACACCGUGCUCUCAUCGGUCGUGGCGGUGCUAACCUCACCGAGUUCCAAACUAAGUACGGCGUUCAGGUGCAGUACCCUGGCUCGCACUCGUAUCACCAGGCUGGUAAGCCUGUGAAUGUGGCAGAGUUGGAGGGCGUACCGGCGGAGAACUUGGUGAAGGUGGCGGGACCGAAGGAGGCUGUUGACAAGGCUAUUGAGGCCCUUAAGGCCCAGGUAAAGGCUCCCGCUCCCGAGAUCAUCGACACCGUCAUCGUCCCCUUCAAGUACCAUCACGCCGUCACCCAACAAGGCAACCUCUUCCGCACGCUCCGCUCCUUCGGUGUGCAGGUCGAACAAUCCUCUCAGCCCUCUAAAUCCGCGCUCCCCGCCCGUCCUCCCUCCGACAACGCCGCUUCUGCCCGCAUCGACGACACCGACGCUGCAGAGCCAGAACCGGAAUGGCAGGUCGUGCCGAACUACCAGGAUGCGGAGGAAGGCGAAUCAGAGUGGACCCUCAGGGCGAGGGACCAGGCUGGUUUGGAUAAGGCGAAGAAGAUGAUCGAGGCGGCGGUUGCGAAGGCUGAGGGAAUGACCACCGUUGGCUUUUUGACCAUGCCGAGUAAAGUCAGCUUCCCGAGGAUUGUGGGCGCGAAGGGCUCGAAUAUCGCGAGGUUGCACCAUGAGACGGGGGCUGACAUUACCGUCGGCCGCGAAAAUAAUACUAUUGUCAUUAUGGGUUCUGACUCGUCGAUCGAGGCUGCCAAGGAGGCGAUCUUGAGGACUGCCGCCGAUACCGGCCGUCGCGGUGGACGAGGCGGAGACUACUAAUCGACGUCAAAAUGCUCGUUGUGCCUCGGCGCACGAAUGCACAGUACUCGCUUGUAUGUUGCUUUGCUGAAUUCCGUAUCGUAUGCUUGCGUCCUGGAUGACAUUUAGUCAUAUAUAUUGGUGGGAGGAGGGUCAAAACUGGAUGGAAGGAUGGGUGGGGCUGGGUGAUGGACGUUGGACGUUGGAUGGUCGACGACGGCGAAGCGUCAUCAAUGUUUUCGUACUUGUUAUCUAAGUCGCUGCAUACUCGCAUGGUUUCGGAGGAACACAGGCAAUUAAACAUGGUAUUCUC
Stereum hirsutum FP-91666 SS1 is the source of this 4153-nucleotide messenger RNA. RefSeq names its product SCP160 protein. The transcript has 13 exons. Gene Ontology annotation, cellular component: cytoplasm; nucleus. The record is from RefSeq and is a predicted model, not a curated record. Gene Ontology annotation, biological process: nuclear division. Gene Ontology annotation, molecular function: mRNA binding. The coding region runs from base 127 to 3861 and encodes 1244 amino acids. NCBI's taxonomy places the organism in Eukaryota, Fungi, Basidiomycota, Agaricomycetes, Russulales, Stereaceae.